AUCUCAUGAUGUGACAGUGUGACAAUAAUAUUAAUAUCGCUAUUGUUUUUCUUAAUUACAAUUAACGUUAUGUGUUUGUUAGCAAGGUAUGGAUAUAUCGCUAAAUGAUACUGGAAAUGAUGAAGAAUAUGAACAACUGACCGCUGCCCAGGUCCUUCAAAGAUUAGAGGAGUACUGGGUAAACGAGCGGUUGUCGCCCUAUCUACUGGAGACUCAACAAGAAGUUGUAGACUGCUUGCUGGAACAAUGCCAGACUGUGGAGAACAACUUCCCUCAGGCAUCCUCAUUCGCUGUUGGAAUACAUCAACUUGAGAUACAGCGUAUAAAAUACAUGGUGACUGACUAUGUUAGAUGCCGACUGAAGAAAAUAGAGCAGCACGCUGAGUACGCUCUGGAAGAAGAACUGGUUAAAGAUGAUCAGAGUGUCCCCCAUCUUUCUCCAUCUGAAUUUGUUUUUGCCAGAGAAUUUCAUAGGAAUACACAGAAUCAUUUCUCGGAAAUAGCCUUGAAACACAUGCCAUCGGCAUUUCAAAAGCUCGGCAAGCAAAAGAGCAUGACAGUACCCAACCUGAAUACCUUCAUCUUCUUCAAAGUCAAGGAGGAUGUGAACGAUGUGCAAAUUGAUCCUCGCGAGACUCCAGUUGAUCUGUCUAAGGAUGAGAUCCACAUAUCAAAAUACUUGCCCAUCGCUCCAUUAUUAGAACAAUCUAAGUUGAAAUUAGUUUAGUGUAAUUAAUUUUUUUGAAGUAAGCUUCUCAAGAUAUUAUAAUGUAUUAUCUUAGCUUCUUAAGUUC
Messenger RNA from Bolinopsis microptera, 794 nucleotides. Its product is annotated as DNA replication complex GINS protein SLD5-like. The transcript has 5 exons. NCBI's taxonomy places the organism in Eukaryota, Metazoa, Ctenophora, Tentaculata, Lobata, Bolinopsidae. Gene Ontology annotation, biological process: DNA-templated DNA replication; double-strand break repair via break-induced replication. Gene Ontology annotation, cellular component: GINS complex. The record is from RefSeq and is a predicted model, not a curated record. The coding region runs from base 89 to 727 and encodes 212 amino acids.